Molecule: messenger RNA, 973 nt
Organism: Nilaparvata lugens (brown planthopper)
Lineage: Eukaryota; Metazoa; Arthropoda; Insecta; Hemiptera; Delphacidae
Product: 10 kDa heat shock protein, mitochondrial
Exons: 3
Coding region: 400-717 (105 amino acids)
Cellular component (GO): mitochondrial matrix
Molecular function (GO): protein-folding chaperone binding; metal ion binding; protein folding chaperone
Source: RefSeq, a predicted model, not a curated record
UCAAUAAACGACCAAUGAGAAAAGUUUGUAGAUUGAUACGAUUUGGUAGCUAUAUAAAAACCAUAUAUUUAUUAUCAAAUGAAUAGGAAAAUUCUAUUUUGAACAUAAAAACCAUUUCUGUAAUUUUUUUGUUGACAAAAAUCAGUAUAUAAGUUUUAAUAUUCGAUAAUAUUAUUUCGUAUGUUUUCUAGCAGCUGAUCCAAUGACUGUCCACUUCGUUCCACGGAUUUCGGUUUUAGAAUAUUAUACAUGGAACAAGGAAUUAAUCGUGAAUUCAGAUUUUCAGAAUCCUCCAUUUUUGAUCACGCUAUCAUCGCUGUAUUCAGGUUAACAUUAGCCAAACUAUUUCUUUAUAAAAUUACCUAAUACAACUAAAAUUGUUCAAACACAUAUAUAAUAAUGGCUUUUGCAAAACACGCUAUAAAGAAAUUGACGCCAAUGUUUGAUCGAGUUUUGAUUCUACGUGCAGAAGCAGUGACCAAAUCAAAAGGUGGCAUUUUGAUUCCUGAAAAAUCGCAGGGGAAAGUACUACAUGGCAGUGUAGUAGCCGUGGGACCAGGAGCUCGAAAUACCAAAGGAGAAUUUAUUCCCACCCAGAUCAAAGUUGGAGAUCAGGUGCUGUUACCAGAAUAUGGCGGAACUAAAGUUGAAUUGGAAGAAAAUAAGGAGUACCAUUUAUUCAGGGAAUCUGAUAUCCUAGCCAAACUAGAAGUAUGAAACAGAGUUUAUUAAGUGUUGUGUAAUAUACUUGUAGACAUUCGCAUUCCUAUCUUUACUUGAAUGUUGAUCAUCACAUUUGUCAUCCAUUUAGAAGCCAUUGAUUGCGAAUGAUUAAUUUCUGAACUUCGAAUACCAUUGAUGAUCUUUGUUUGUUCUUUAUGUAAUCAACAUAUUUAUCAUGAACUGAUUUUUUACAUUGUUAUUAGUUGAAUUAGAAUUGAAUUAUUAUAAAAUGCAACAAAUAAUGAGAAAA